AUGCGCUUCCAUGCCCUAAUCCGCACCCACCACAUCACCUCGCGGAAAAAAGUCGGCGUCCUCAAACGCGCCGCCGACACGCACCAAUGUCUGGUGCUUCUGCGCUCCGGCGGCUGUCCGGGCAUCAUGUACGUUGAGGGUCCGGCCCAGGCGCAGGUCGACGCGUGGGUCGGAGUGGUGCGCAAACUACGCUAUAAAGAUUUCCAGCUCGUGAUGCGGUCGGCGCAGCUCAUCCCCGAGGGGCCAGAUUCGGCUCCGGCUGCAACAUCAGAGGCUGAUCCCCUGGAUGGGAGUUUGCGUGAGAUUGACAGUGUGAAGGAGUUCGGCGAGUGGAUGGCGCGGCGGAGAGUCUGGCAUUGGUGGAGGAGAGGCAUGGGAUAUGCUUGA
Messenger RNA from Penicillium chermesinum, 387 nucleotides. RefSeq lists its product as uncharacterized. Bases 1 to 387 code for a protein of 128 amino acids. The transcript has a single exon. The record is from RefSeq and is a predicted model, not a curated record. NCBI's taxonomy places the organism in Eukaryota, Fungi, Ascomycota, Eurotiomycetes, Eurotiales, Aspergillaceae.